Homarus americanus (American lobster) is the source of this 450-nucleotide messenger RNA. RefSeq names its product mucin-19-like. NCBI's taxonomy places the organism in Eukaryota, Metazoa, Arthropoda, Malacostraca, Decapoda, Nephropidae. The coding region runs from base 1 to 450 and encodes 149 amino acids. The record is from RefSeq and is a predicted model, not a curated record. The transcript is spliced from 2 exons.
AUGGUGACACAGGUGAGAUACAACACAGAUGGAGGCUCAUAUGUGAGCCUUUAUGGUGACACAGUGAGAUACAACACGGUGGAGCUUUGUGAGUCAUAUAGUGAGCCUUAUGGUGACACAGGAGUACGAGGUCCUCAUAGGUCCUCAGUAGGAGUGGGAGGUCCUCAUAGGUUCUCAGUAGGAGUGGGAGGUCCUCAUAGGUCCUCAGUAGGAGUGGGAGGUCCUCAUAGGUCCUCAGUAGGAGUACGAGGUCCUCAUAGGUCCUCAGUAGGAGUGGGAGGUCCUCAUAGGUUCUCAGUAGGAGUACGAGGUCCUCAUAGGUCCUCAGUAGGAGUACGAGGUCCUCAUAGGUCCUCAGUAGGAGUACGAGGUCCUCUUAGGUCCUCAGUAGGAGUGGGAGGUCCUCAUAGGUCCUCAGUAGGAGUACGAGGUCCUCUUAGGUCCUCAUAG